Messenger RNA from Anolis carolinensis (green anole), 11419 nucleotides. It is a transcript of the gene gse1, whose product is annotated as Gse1 coiled-coil protein. The coding region runs from base 301 to 6015 and encodes 1904 amino acids. The record is from RefSeq and is a predicted model, not a curated record. The transcript has 17 exons. Lineage: Eukaryota; Metazoa; Chordata; Lepidosauria; Squamata; Anolidae.
GAGAGAGAGGCGGGCUGGGCGCAGAAGGACGCUUUCUUGGCUCCUUCUUCCAGAGAAGAGCCAAGAGGCCAAGUCUCCUUGGUGGGGGUCUGCAAGAGGGUCAAAGAGACCCCUUUGUUUUCCCCUUUGGUUUGGUUUGGAGGCGAAGGAGCCAAGCCUUGCGGGAGGAACUCAGCUGAGCUGCAUUACUGGCAAUCGGAGCCCGCCCGGCGCCGGCAGAAUGAGCCAGGCUGGGCUCCUGCGCGCCGCCUCUCUCCUCCUCCUCUUCUUCUUCCUCUUCUGUGUUUCGUGGGGUCCGAGAUGAGCCCCCCGCCGGGCCCGGAGGAAGCCCCUCUCUCCCGCAAGCAGCGCCUGAUGGCUGCCGUGGAGGAGGAGGAACGAGGAAGAGCCUCCACCAACGCCUUGGGGUCUUCUCCUCCUCCUCCUUCUCCUUCUCGGGGGUCUCCAGACCCCUUACUGCGCUGCUUCGUCUGCGGAGGCGGCAUCCGGAGGGGCAAGGAGCUCAGGCUGCAGGUCCAGGCUCCCCGAGGCUCUUCUUCCCCCUUUUUCCCCUUUUUGCGCCACCAGGACCCGGCCCCGGGCGCCCAGGCGGUGAGCGGCGAAGGUUUUGCCCUGGUCUGUGCUGUCUGUCGCUGCUUCUUGACCGAGCAGUGGGACGCCUUCGAGAGGAGCCGCACCCCCGUGGAGAAGAGGCUCUACUGGCUCAAGAGGCCCCACCAAGGGGAAGCCGGCCCCCCCGGGGGACCCUCCGCGGGACCCCAAGACUGGGACUUCGAGGGCGGAGAAGAGGAGGAGGAAGAGGAGGAGAAGGAGACCCCUUUCCUGGACUCUGAGCUGUCCUCGCUUUCCGAGACGGAACCCCCUUGGGAGGAGCCUUGGGGCAGAGAGAGGAAGGUGGGACCCACUCAAGGACCCACUCAAGGACCCACUCAAGGACCUCAAGACAAGAAGGAGAAGAAGAAGCCGCAUCUUCUCUUCUCGAGGGACGGAGGAAGAGGACGGAGCCAGGAGGAGAGCGAAGAAGUCGACAUCGCGGAUAACAAGGCCAUGAAUGGCUCUCGAUAUCCGCCGCUGCCUUCUCUGCCAUCCACGAGCGAAGUGGCCUGCUAUGUUUGCGGGACUCUUCUCCCACCGGGCGCCCGGCAUCAGCUCCACGUCCAGAAGCAGGAACAGGCCUCCGGUGCGCCAUUCUUCCCCUUCUUGUGGCUCCACACCCCGCCACCGGGCGCCCUGCCCAUCAGUCCCGCCACCGGCACCACCGUCGCCUGCGCCGCCUGCGCCGCAUCCCUGGCGCAGCAGUGGCAGGGCUUCCAAGCGGCCGGCGUGCCCGUCCUGCAGCGCCUCUACGUGGUGCCCUUGGACCCCGCCGCCAAGCCCUCCACGACGGCAACCCCUCGGCAAGAGGCCUGCUACCUGUGCGGGGAGGAAUACGCCGCUGAGGAAGGCCGCCCCGUCCCGGCGAAGGUCCCCAACGGUGACGCCGAGGGCACCAUGCACUUCCCCUUCCUCCGCCUCCUGCCCUGCCCCCCCAACGCCAAGGGUCCCGACAAGCGCUGGGAGGUCCGCAGCUGCCCCAAGUGCUUCGGCGUCCUGUGCGACCUGUGGGCCAUGUACCGAGCAUCCCGCAACGAGGACUUCAUCACAUCCAUCCAGAGCUUCCUAGGCAGGUAUCACCGGGUCUUUGCAAGCACGGACACCGUCAUCCCCGCCAGGCACUCCGUUUUGGCCAAACCGGGCCCGGCGUCUAUUUGUUACAUCUGUGGGGCUGAAUUAGGACCAUCACCGUCCAGUAAGGAGUGCCAGCUGAGCGUUAACCCUCCGGGCCGCUUUGGCGAGAAGGAGCCGUUCUUCCCCUUCCUGACGGUGUACCCGCCGGCACCGCGGGCCCGUCCGGCUGACUCCACGGGAAUCGUGUCGGCCUGUGUGUUGUGCCACCACGACUUGCUGGGCCAGUGGCUCCAGUACGAGAGCAGCCACGCUCCUCACCCCAGCAGCCCCUGGUCCAGGCAGUACAAAGUGGAGACCUUCGUCUGCUUCUUCUGCCGGCAGGAGCGGAAACGUUGCCUGGGAUUAAAAGCCGUCGAGGUUGCCCGCCUGCCCGUCUUCCUCUGCUCCUUCCGGGCGCCUGGUAGUUUGCUAGUGGACGACGGCAAGCGGCUGACCAUUGGAGCGUGCCCAGAGUGUGCCGCCCUGGUGCUGGCGGGCAAAGCGGCCGUGCCGCAGGACCUCCAAAAGGCCCCGGCCGCCUUUCCUUUGGAGGCUCCUGCGCUAAAACUCGCUGCGAGCGAAGCCACGCCGCGCACUUCGGAGGCCACGGCGCCAGGGAACGGACCCAUUCAGGAUCACAGGGCUGGCUUGGAUGUGGAAAGCCCAGCCCAGACAGCCACAAGCAUGAGCCAUGAGCCAAAGUCACCUUCGCUAGGGAUGCUCUCCACCGCGACCCGGACCACGGCCACCGUCAGCCCCCUGACCCCUUCUCCUCUCAAUGGCUCCCUGGUGCCCAGUGGCAGUCCGGCAGCCAACAGCACUUUGCCAGUCCAGUCCGCGCCCUCCUCCAGCUUUGCCGCCGCCCUGCGCAAGCUUGCCAAACAGGCCGAGGAACCCAGAGGGUCGUCAAUAAGCAGCGAGUCUUCUCCAGUUUCCUCACCGGCCACCAACCACAGCUCCCCUGCGAGCACGCCUAAGCGAGGACCGAUGGGGCCCCUCAUUGUCCCGCCAGGUGGACACACUGUGCCGAGCACGCCGCCCGUCGUGACCAUUGCACCCACCAAAACUGUGAAUGGCGUCUGGAGGAGUGAAGGACGGCAGCAAGAAGCUGGGUCACGAAGCUCUGCUGGAAACAGCAGCACGAACAGGGACCGCCUGAUCGCGGAGGCGCCGGUGCCGCAGGAGAAAGCCACUGCCCCGCCAGUUCCUUCUCACUUGCUUGGGACGCCUUACUCCUUCGGGAUCCCACCCAACUCCAUUGUGCAGGACUCCCGCUUCCCGCCUCUCAACAGCCUCCAGCGGCAUGUCCACCACGUGGUGCCUCCCAGUGCGGUCACGGAAGACUACCUGCGCAGCUUCCGUCCCUAUCACACAGCCGAGGAGCUCCGCAUGUCCUCCCUGCCUCCCAUUGCCCUGGAUCCGGCCACUGCUGCUGCCUACUACCACCCCAGCUAUCUGGCUCACCAUCCGUUUCCUCACCCGGCCUUCAGGAUGGAUGAUUCCUACUGCCUUUCAGCUCUACGCUCACCUUUUUAUCCAAUCCCGACUCCUGGUUCGCUUCCGCCGCUACACCCAUCAGCCAUGCACCUCCACUUGUCCGGCGUGAGGUAUCCCACCGAACUGUCUCACUCGUCUCUCUCUGCGCUACAAUCUGAACGCAUCUCCAGCCUGACCGCGGAGAGGUUGCAGAUGGAUGAGGAGCUGCGGCAGCGGGAACGUGAAAAGGAACGAGAACGGGAAGCCGAUCGCGAACGAGAGAGGGAACGGGAGCGGGAACGCGAGCGGGAAAAGGAGCUGGAGCGGGAACGAGAAAAGGAGAGGGAACGGGAGCGGGAGAGGGAGCGAGAGCUGGAAAGGCAGCGGGAGAGAGCCCGGGAGAAGGAGCAGAGCAUCGUCAAAGCCAUGGAAGGCCCCUUCCUCCCAGUCUUGGAGCUACAAGGGAUGAGGAGCCACCCACCGGAAGAGCGUGUCAAACCGACUGAGCAGCUAACGCCAAACCGAGCAGAGAAGCCCAAGGAUUCUUCUGCAAUCCAGACCCUCAAACCAGUCCAGCAUCCUUUGCACCAGUCUUCUGCCUCACACCACCCAGUGCCCAGCCUCAUUCCCAACCACAGCCUCUUCCCUUUGCCCGGAAGCAGCACGGCCACGGCCCUCCUCAUCCAGCGCACCAAUGAGGAAGAGAAAUGGUUGGCGCGGCAGCGGCGGUUGCGGCAAGAGAAGGAAGACCGCCAGUCCCAGGUCUCCGAGUUCCGGCAGCAGGUGCUGGAGCAGCAUUUGGACAUUGGGCGCCCACCUGGACAGAUGGAAGUCGAGCACCGGCCAGAGAACCUCCGAUUGGGACCAAACCGCCCUGAGCCAAGUAGCCGAGACCCACCGCAGCAUUUCGGAGGCCCCCCUCCCCUCAUUUCGCCGAAGCCGCAGCACCAUCCUGUCCCCACCUCGCUCUGGAACCCGGUCUCCUUGAUAGACACCAACCCCGAACCCCGAAGGGUGCAGGAAAGCCACCCUCUCCAAAGCCAUGCCAGCCAAUAUGAGCCCAGCCGGCAAGCCAUCCCCCUGGUCAAAGUGGAGCGGGUCUACUGUCCAGAGAAGGCGGAGGAAGGCGCCAGGAAAAGAGACGUCUUGGACAAGUAUCCGCCGAGCAGAGAGCCUGGAGGUUUGGAACACAGUAGCUUUGCCCACGGGCCCUUCUUAGCAGAACUGGAGAAGUCCACGCAAAGCAUCUUGAACCAGCAAAGGGCCGUCCACUCACAGACUGGACCGCUGGUUGACUGCUUGACCAGUAAACCCGCCUCACCUUAUAGGCAUCCUUUACCCCGGGCCCACGACCCCAUGUAUGUUUACGACGAGUUUUUGCAACAGCACCGCAAGCUGGUCAGCAAGUUGGACCUGGAGGAGAAGCGGCGGAGGGAGGCCCAAGAGAAAGGUUACUAUUAUGACCUAGAUGACUCCUAUGACGAGAGUGAUGAGGAGGAAGUACGAGCCCACUUACGUUGUGUUGCAGAGCAGCCGCCUUUGAAGUUGGACACCUCUUCUGAAAAACUAGAGUUCUUACAGCUCUUUGGACUGACCACUCAGCAGCAGAAGGAGGAACUGCUGGUCCAGAAACAGAGGAAAAGGCGGCGCAUGUUGCGAGAAAGGAGUCCUUCCCCACCGACGGUCCAGAAUAAACGCCGGACGCCUUCUCCGCGGUUUGUGCUCUCGACACGUUACAGCCCCGAUGAGAUGAACUGCAGCCCCAACUUUGAGGAGAAAAAGAGGUUCCUCACCACCUUCAACUUGACACACAUCACGGCUGAGAAAAGGAAAGAUAAAGAAAAGCUGGUGGAGAUGUUCCAUGCCAUGAAACAAAAAAGUGCCUCCAUGGCAGCAUCAGUGAAAAGUUUGCCACAGGACAGUCCUAGCAUGGUUCAAGCAGAGCCACAAAUACAGCCAACUGCAGUGGAGACAGAUAAACCAGGCAGCAUGGCCGCCAUUUCUCUGCCGGACACCCCGAAGACCGCGGAGCCCUGCCGAGCAGAACAGCUGCGGCCGCACGAGUUCCUGAGAGCCAAGGAGCCAGUUCCCGUCUCUGUUGAGAAGCCCAAGUUGAGCGACGGGCACACGGCCAAAAAAAGCCUGAGCAUCCUCAAUUACGUCCGGAGCUCUUUGCCGAAGGACAUCCCCGUGCCACUGUCACACAGUAUGAAUGGGAAGAACAAGCCAUGGGAGCCCUUCAUAGCCGAGGAGUUUGCACAUCAGUUUCACGAGUCGGUGCUGCAGUCCACACAGAAAGCGCUGCAGAAACACAAAGGCAAUGCAAUGGCGCACUCAGCCGAGCAGAACCAUAAGGUCGAUGCCUCCAUCCAUUAUAACAUUCCGGAAUUGCAAACCUCAAGCUGGGUGUCUCUGUCGCAGCAGAACGGCCAGAAAGCUUCCCAGCAUAAGGGCUUCAAUCUCCCAGAAAACGACAGGACAUCUGACUCUGAAGAAGAGGAGGAAGACGAAGAGGAAGAAGAGGACGAGCAGCCAAGACCCAAAUGGCACGGGAUUGAAGCCAUCUUUGAGGCUUACCAGGAACAUAUAGAAGAGCAAAACCUGGAACGGCAGGUUCUGCAAACUCAAUGCAGACGCUUGGAGGCCCAGCACUACAGUCUCAGCCUGACAGCAGAGCAGCUCUCACACACUAUGACGGAACUAAGGAACCAGAAGCAGAAGAUUGUCUCUGAAAGGGAACGACUCCAGGCUGAACUAGACCACUUGCGAAAGUGCCUUGCGUUACCUGCAAUGCAGUGGUCUAGAAGCUAUUUCAAGGGGUAUCCCAGGUGACACUCCCUUGCACUAGGCCGAACGUAUAGUAUAGAAAUAAUAAUAAUAAUAAUCUAUUUUAUUACCAGGAAUAUUUAAUAUUUUUCACUGGGAGGUUGUUUGAAGUUUAAAUAAAAUAAAAUGAAAGAGAAUGUGCCAUGCAUGGAGCAAAAGGAUUGUGUGUGGGAUCCAGGGGAAAGAAAGAAAAAAAAAACCCCAAACCCAUCUGCAACCGAAUCAAUCUUUUUUAAACAAUCUGCAAAUAAUAAACCCAAUUUAGAAGAGAUGUAGUUUUGGUUACACAUUUAAAAGGUUGUUUUCCUUCUGUUUCUUUCCUCUCCUGCCUUUUGUUUUGAAUCCAAAUGACACUAACAUCCCCCUCUCAACGGAGGGGCUGGAAUGAAUUAUUUUUCCUUUUCGUUGCCAUAUUAGUUCCACUGUUGUCCUUUGGGAUCUAUCCCUUUUCCUGCAAUAUACUGUUAUCAAUCCAAGAGGACACCAGGUACAUACACAUGUUUCUGUUAGGAUGAACUUGAUAAUUUUUGGAUAUACAAAUUGCAGAUUUACUAGCAGUAGCAGAAGACAAUGCCGCCCGCUUGCUUCCAAAACGUUGACUUCCCCAUGCAUCGAUCAGCUUUUGGCUGGAAAUGCACUUCACACAAAAAUAAAAAAGUGAAUAAACAAACGGAAGGUACCUUUUUAUUACCGGGGAGGGGAGGAGGAUGUACAGAACAGGGACGAUAUAUACGUACAGACCAUACACAUGUACCCCAGUGGGUGGAAAUUUUCGUACAAAGAUUUUGCAAUUAAAAAAGAGUUGAAAAAAAAAAGGUGCUUCAAGAGCCUUGUACUGUGUAUAUAUUUAAAAAAUGUUUUGUAUUGUUUUUAUUACUUUAAUUAUUGUUAUAAAAAAAGCUUGCCAUUUUCAAUAUGUUUCUGCUUUUCCUUUUUUGGCAAGGCACGAUAGCUUGCUUUUAGUGUUUGUACUGCUGCUGGUCAGGACAUGGAAAAAUAUUAUUGAAGUGUUUUCUUUUUAAAAAAAAAAAAGAGAGAGGAUUUUAAAGGAAAAGCUUUCCACUGGGGCACAUGCGCUCAACUUCUAGGUAUUUUGCAAUGUGUAGCACCACUUACUGAUAGGAGACAGUCAAUUGGUUUCGUGCAAAACCACGAAACAAAACAUAGGUUCCUCUUCCUUGUGCUUCUUUCCCUUUCCUUCUCCUCUCCUGUCUCAAACCCUAUUUUUGCAAUUUCGUAUCCUGAAUGUCAUAUCGCCUGCUGCUACUGAAAGAGCAAGAUCCCAAUAAGGUUUAGGAACACCAUGUAGACAAUACAUAGUGCUUCUUCAUUCUGCCAACCACCUAAACUGCCCCAUCACAGCGGAGCAUGGAUCCACUUUAAAUCCGGUUCCUUCCUCCUGCAGAAUUCUGGGGAUUGUAGUUUGGUGAGGCCCAGGACUUGUCUGGCAGAGCUCUUUAAAAGCCGCUUCUUAAAGUGGAUAUGAAGUGGAUCCAGUCUCUAGUGUGAUGAGGUCCAAAAUCACAACAUUAGGAACAUCAACCCUGUCAGGCCUCUUAAGAUCAGUUCAGAAACACCAAAAAGCUUAUGCAAAGGCCCUCCAGGUGUUUGGGACGUCAACUCCCACAAUCCCUAACAGAUGUUUGAUGUUUUACCAUCCGGUGGGAGGCUUCUCUCACGUCCCCGCAAUGGGAAGCUGGAGCUGACAGACGGGAGCUCAUCACCACCCCGCCCCAGAUUCAAACCGUCAAACGUUCGGUCAACAGUUCAGCUGGCACAAAGGGUUUAGCCCAUUGCACCACCAGGGGCUCAGUGACGAUGCCUGCCAUAGAUGUGGGUGAAACGUCAGGAGAGAAUGCUUCUGGAACAUGGCCAGGCAGCCCCAAAACUCACAGCAACGCAGUGAGUGUAAGCCUUCAACAACACAUAUAAAUUACAUUUUAAAUUUUAAAUAAUAUAAAUUUUUAUUAUUUUAAUAUGACACAGCAAACAAGAUAGAUAUGCUGGAUUUGCUGUGUCAUAUUAAAAUAAUUUAUUAUUAUUAUUUAUUAUUAUUAUUGGACAUAUCCUCCAACACUUCAUAAAUGAACUAUCAUCAUCAUUGUUUUUAUUCAUCUGUUAACUAUUGGGAGGGUAUGUCUAAUAAUAAUGAUAUGAACAAUAAUUACAGCCUGGAAAACUCACAGCAACCCAGUGAUUCCGGCCAUGAAAGCUUUAGAUAACACACUGAAUACAAAUUUCGUAACAAGCAAUUUUACCCCCCCCCCCCCCCCCGCACACCCAAUAAUCAACCAAUUGCCACUAUUAAUUUAACAUGGCAUCAUUUCACUAGGGAUGAGACAGACAUGCAAGGCUUGACUUGAAAAUACCUUGUUUGCAAUCAUAUGUUGAAAUAAAGUCAAAGCCUUGGUUUUUAAACAUGUCUUAUAGGGCUGCUUAACAUUUGGCUUUAUUCUCACAUAUGCUACAAAUCUUUUAUGAAGCAUAAAAGUAGGGAGUGCGCAGAUUUAGUCUCUAUCCCUUUCCAGUAAUCACGGAAUGAGUGUUUUCAAAAGGGACAAGCACAAAUCCCAAAUGCACACACCUUUCAUGUUUGAUAAAGGGACAACAAAUAAUUCAUAAAGUGAGAACCAGGCCUCUUUUCCCCCUUUGCCUUAAAUAUUCCACCGCACCAACUAAUUCUUACAGUUUGUAGCAAAAGCACAAUAUUUUGGACAGGAGAAUAUUUAUAACCCCAGUAUUUACAAUCAAAAAUUCACUCAAUUUUUUUGGCAAUUUUGUUGUCCGUUUGCUGUUGCCAUUAAGAUUUUUCUUUUCUUGAACACUUGACAAUGAGAGGCACAUAUGUAUGUUCUUGCAAGGCUAUUAUAUGACUACCUUUAAGAGACGCUUAGAAGCAGACUCGGCUAGUGCAGCUUCUUUACUCCAUGUGACAAAGUUAUACCUGCCAUAAUCCCUCUUUUCUAUGCAACUCGCAUGAAUACCAAAGCCCUGGCCACCCUCCAAAAGAAAGGAUAUCUAGCAUAACAAGUAGGAAAAACAGAAUUGCAAAUGUAUGGGCUUGUGUUAGAGAGAUUUUUGCCUAGCUGCAGCAUUUUCCCCACUUUCACAAGUGAUCCAUCACAGAACUAAACCUGCCAGUUCCUCUAAUAGUAUUCUGAACAUCCAUCCCUGAUGUAUUGAGACAAUCGGCUCUAAUGGGGCAUAAGAAAGAAGAGUAGGAAACAGGGAGAGUAAUUCAUGUUAUACUUUCCCAUCUAAACGACUGAGCAUCAACAUAAAUUUGCCUUUCUCGGAGAGAAAAAAUAACUCAUUACUGCCCUUUCACUGUUGUAGGAAAUACACCAAAAAUCAAAAUUAAGCCUUGCUGUAAACCUACUUCAUAGCUGAAAAGCAUUCAAACAUGGGACCAUAGCAGAACCCGGGUUACAAGUAGCCUCGGUGCUUCCUGUAACUCAGAUUCCAUUUCCGAACAGAAAAUAACAUUUACAGACGCGAACCAAGUAAGGCGAUAUGUGAUGUCAAAUACACCCAUUGCUUUAGGCCUUUUUUUGCCAAGUGAUAACAAAACAGAGAUGGCAUAGCACGAAGAGUUCUUUUAUUUUGAACCAAACUUAAUUUAUUUCUAAUCAAACCACACUUGACAUUCGCAUCCCUGCUUGGGAUAGAUUGUGGCACAGUUUGGCUGAUUGAUGUAAACAAAGGUUGCAAUAGCAGCAGCACCUUUCGAGUCAGCAUGAGACAUAGUUUCUGCCAAUGAGGGAAUGAAUGGGAGGGAAAGGGGAAAGAGAAGGGCAUAGGAAGAGGGAAGGCUUUGUACUCAUGGGCAAACUUGGGCCCUCUUUCCAGGUGUUUUGGACUUCAAAUCCCACCAUUCCUAACCGCCUCAGGCCCUUUCCUUUUUCCCCUCAGCCGCUUAAGCUGGAAAAGGAAGGGGCCUGAGGUGGCUAGGAAUGGUUCAGCACCCUGGACAGCUCCUUUAACAAACCGCCCAUGGUUCAGCACCCUGGACAGCUCUUUUAACACCCCAAAAACAUGAUUCAUAACCUUGGACAGCUCCUUUAGCAACCCAACCAUGGUUCAGCCCCUUGGACAGCUCUUUUAACAAACCAAACAUGAUCCAGCACCUUUGGACAGCUCCUUUAACAAGCCAACCAUGGUCCAGAACCAUGGACAGCUCCUUUAACAAACCAACCAUGGUCCAGAACCAUGGACAGCUCCUAUAACAAACCAGACUGGUUCAGCGCCUUGGACAGCUCCUAUAACAAACCAGACUGGUUCAGCGCCUUGGACAGCUCCUAUAACAAACCAAACAUGGUCCAGCACCUUGGACAGCUCCUUUAGCAAACUAACCAUGGUCCAGAACCAUUGACAGCUCCUUUAGCAAACCAAACGUGGUCCAGCCCCUUGGACAACUCCUUUAACAACCCAAACCUGAUCCAGCACCUUGGGCAAUUCCUUUGACAAGCCAACCAAGGCCCUCUAAUGUGGUUUAAUAAUGCAGAAAGCAAAGCAUCAAAGGGAGAAAGGUAUCACUUCCUGCGAUUCCUUGUUUUCUCCAAAUAUCCAAUAGCAUUCCAAGCUUUCACACCUGCUGUUAGGAAUGGUGGGAACUGCUGUCCAAAACACCUGGAGGGAAUGCCCAAGUUUGCCCAAUGCCCAUUUCUAAAACACAAUUGCACUAGUUUCUCUCUCAACUAAGUCAACUUUGGAAAAACAUUUGCAUCGCAUUGCUUACGCCUGAGCAAAAUCCAUCAUGUGUUGUUUUUAAGGACACACAUGAGAGCCAACGGACUUGAUUUCUGUAUGCAUCUUAUCUGCAAGAAUAAAGAAUGAAUGCACUAAGGCAGAGUUGUUUGGAUUCCAGUCAGGCUCCAGACAGUGGUUGGAUUCCAAUCCAGCUGCACACAAGCUGCAGCUUCCAAUCCAUGCUGCUUAAAACACACUCCCUUGUACGAUGCAAAAAGGUUACGGGUAUGCUAGUCAUCCCACCUUUUGUGCAACUCAUCUUGCAAGUGUUCUCUCCUUUUCUCCUAGCCUCAGUAGAUAAAAGAGUCAAUUCUUUCUGCCCCACCCCAUGCCCAGACUGCCUCAACCCACUGCUUACAUCCUGAACUCAACCCUGUUUGCUCAUCCCUUGCCCCAGGUCCAUGCCGAUCGGUUGUUACAAUACACAAGACUUUCUCGAGCAACUAAGCACAGAGCAUGAGGGGAGAGAAGCAGGAGGAUCAAGGCCUGCUGGGGCAGUUUAGACGCUGUGAGACAAAAAAACCUGUUUUAAGUGUACUUGUUUGAAUUAAAUGUAAUGUAAUAUAUUAUUUGUUGAAUGUAGUAAUUAGGUAUUUAUGAAUAUAUUGUUGUAAUUUCUGACAACAUCCAAAAAAUAAAAUGUUCCUAAAUCAUGACAAAA